GACUGUCGCGCUCUGGUCACACUGCUCGUCCAGGUUCCACGUCAAGCGCCGGAAAAAAAACACGACUUGCAUUUAAUCAAUUUAUCUGGCGACCGGACGAACGGAUUUCAAGCAAGAUGGUUAGCCUGCUGCAAGAGAUCGACACCGAGCACGAGGACAUGGUCCACCAUGCGGCGCUGGACUUCUACGGCCUCCUGCUGGCCACCUGCUCCUCGGACGGCAGCGUCCGCAUCUUCCACUCGCGCAAAAACAACAAGGCGCUCGCGGAGCUCAAGGGACACCAGGGACCCGUGUGGCAGGUGGCCUGGGCACAUCCCAAGUUCGGCAACAUCCUGGCCUCGUGCUCCUACGACCGCAAGGUGAUCGUCUGGAAGUCCACAACGCCCAGGGAUUGGACUAAACUCUACGAAUACAGCAACCACGACUCCUCGGUGAACUCUGUGGACUUCGCGCCAUCCGAGUACGGCUUGGUGCUGGCCUGCGCCAGUUCGGAUGGCUCGGUUUCGGUGCUCACCUGCAACACGGAGUACGGUGUGUGGGAUGCCAAGAAGAUACCGAAUGCGCACAUCGGACUGCCCCGGUCGCAGAUUGCCACAGCUUCGCAGGAUCGUCAUGUGAUCGUGUGGAGCAGCAACGCGGAUCUGUCACAGUGGACCUCGACGGUGCUGCACACGUUCGAAGAUGCCGUGUGGAGCAUCUCGUGGUCAACCACCGGCAACAUUCUUGCCGUCACCGGUGGCGACAACAAUGUCACAUUGUGGAAGGAGAACACGGAAGGCCAAUGGAUCCGCAUCAACUACGAAUCGGGCACCGCCAUCCAGCCGAAGCAGCCCUCACACCUUCCCCAUUCCCACUCCCAGCAGCAGCAGGCGCCACAACAGCACCAGCAACAGGCGCCAUCGCAUCCAGGUCCUUCCUCCGACUCGGAGCACAGCUCGAACCUGUCCAACUCGCAACUAUCCAACUGAGCCAGCCUUGAAAUAUUGUCGUGCUGAUGUCGUGGUUAAAAGUGUUAUCUUACAAAUAUAUAUACGAAAUACGAUUUAGUGUGCCCCCUCUAAA
Molecule: messenger RNA, 1062 nt
Organism: Drosophila teissieri
Lineage: Eukaryota; Metazoa; Arthropoda; Insecta; Diptera; Drosophilidae
Gene: Sec13
Product: protein SEC13 homolog
Exons: 2
Coding region: 117-968 (283 amino acids)
Biological process (GO): positive regulation of TOR signaling; COPII-coated vesicle budding; protein import into nucleus
Cellular component (GO): COPII vesicle coat; nuclear pore outer ring
Molecular function (GO): structural molecule activity; protein binding
Source: RefSeq, a predicted model, not a curated record